Messenger RNA from Cryphonectria parasitica EP155, 1996 nucleotides. RefSeq lists its product as uncharacterized. The record is from RefSeq and is a predicted model, not a curated record. The transcript has 2 exons. NCBI's taxonomy places the organism in Eukaryota, Fungi, Ascomycota, Sordariomycetes, Diaporthales, Cryphonectriaceae. Bases 154 to 1518 code for a protein of 454 amino acids.
AUCUGUGCGUCAUACGCCACAGGAGUGACGAGGACAGACGACGGUCGUUGUUCACUGAGAACAAACAGCUAAGCGAGCUGCCUGAGCGAAAUCACAAAGGGAGUCCCAACCGAUCAGUCUCCGAACUCUGGGCCAAUCGACCUGCCUUACAACAUGGCAACAGCUUAUGUUGCUACGACCCCAACGCGGGGUGGCUCACCAGCUUCAAUCACCACUCCACCAACUCCAAGACUCGGCGGCUUUGGCGACCACUGGGAACCUUACUCUCCUGCACCUCGCAAAUCAGCUCGUCUUUCCUCGCAACAUACCACUGCCAACACCACCUCCACCUCCACCACUCACACCCGCACACCGUCCCCUCACUCCUCAGGUCGCACGUCGCGGCCCUCUCACAAUCACCACACCUCGUCGGCAGCACCCACUACAUCCAAAUCUGCAGAGCGUCAAUCCGACAGCAUGAGCUCCCCACCUCCAACCUCCCCCCAGAAGAGACGCCAGGCCCCCUCGGCCUCGCGCAGUGUCUCAGGCUCCCUGACUGCAGAUAGCAUCCGCAAUGCUGCUGCCGUCCUUGGCCAUCCCUCCAAGAUGGAAGCCCAACUCUCACGCGCCGCGAUCGCCCUCCCCACCCCCGCCAAGACCCCCGCCAAUAGGCACUCCAAACAGAGCGAGAAGGACGUCACCGCCGUCGCGCGCAACCUCUUCAGCAAGCAGCAGCAGCAGCAGCAGCAGCAGCAGGAAGAGGAGCAGCAGGAGCGGCAGCAGUUGAGUCCUAAGAAGUCGCGCGCCAACCGCACCAACAACAUAUCGCUGGACAGCUUCGAGAUCCACGACGAUGGCGCCUCCAUCGAGAUCUUCACUGACUCUGAGAACCGUCUGCCUGAGGUCGAUGACAGCACUGACAAUCCCUUCUAUGGCGAGGCUGGCAUUACCGCCUCGACGGUUGCCGUUCGUCGUAGCUCCCGCAACAAAAAGAAUGCUGCCGUUGAGAAGGAGAUUGUUGAGGAGAAUCUGAAACGCGAAGACGGCAUGCUCUAUGUCUUCCGUGGCAAGAGGGUCUUUAGAAGAUUCACCGAAGGCGAGGCAUCCUCUCGACCGGCUGUGAAGCCCCGUCUGCUCUUCCCUUCUACCAAGGCCAGCAAGGAGAACGAGCUCAUCCCCGAGGAGGAGGCCGAGACAGACAUCGACGAGGAGCAGCAGAAGCCGCAGCACGUCAGCACCUCGGAGCCUGAGACUGUCGAGACGCCUGUCGAGACCACUGAGAACAAGGUCAACACCCCCAAGGCGCCGAAGUUCGCACCUGCUUCUCCCCCUGCCACCUCCCGUGCUACGCGGUCCAAGAAGAUCAUCGCCGACGAGCCUACCCCAAUCAAAGGCAAGGGGAAGCGGGCUGGUGGCCGAAGCCCCUUCGACGGCUGGCAGAGGACCAAGAACAGCCCGAUCACUUCCUCCUCCCACGGCCAGAAACGCGCUGGUGGGCCUCUCGGCAACGAUGCUGCAGCCAAGCGGGCCAAGGCCUAGGUGGAAGGAAGAUGGCUGUGAGAGGUUGCUUGUGUCUUGUUGGGGCUGUCAUGUCAUGGUUUUGUUUGCUUCACACGAGGGACAGAACCUAUGAGGUGUCGAGGCCCUACUUCCAGGGACGUCCAACAAGUGAAAGAGGAUAGCGGCCAGCAUGUUGGCGCGGUACAUUGGGAAAGAAGGGAUAUGAUGAUUUGGCCUAGUGUGGGGACCUCUGGUUCACAUCAUCGCAUCGAGCCUAUUGGUGUUCUUGUUGGUUUUUGUUUUAUGUCCUCGAAGCAUUGCGCAUUGCGUACGACUCCAAGUGCUACGGUAUGGGAGACAUCAAGUAUGACUUUUAAAGGUUUGCGUGACAGGAUUCGACGGCUCGAUAUCCAAAGGGAAAAGGGCAUGGCGUCCCGGUGUCGAUUUUCUCAUGCCAGCAGACAGUAUGUCAGAAUUAGUAUGAAUUGUCAGAUAGAUAAUCUCAAAACAAGGUCAG